GACACGCCACAAGGGUACCGUAUAAAAAUGGUGGGUCUCAGAGCACUUCAGCUCCAAUUGCUCUAUGUUUAGAAUUGCCUCUCUUUCAAGAUGGAUUUCCUUCAUAGGAAUGGAGUGCUCAUUAUUCAGCAUUUGCAGAAGGACUACCGAGCUUACUACAAUUUUCUAAAUUUUAUGUCCAAUGUUGGAGACCCCCGGAAUAUCUUUUCUAUUUAUUUUCCACUUUGGUUUCAACUUAAUCAGACAGUUGGAACCAAGAUGAUAUGGGUAGCAGUCAUUGGGGAUUGGUUCAAUCUUAUUUUUAAAUGGAUAUUAUUUGGUCAUCGGCCUUACUGGUGGGUCCAAGAAACUCAGACUUACCCAAAUCACUCAAGUCCAUGCCUUGAACAAUUUCCCACUACAUGCGAAACAGGUCCAGGAAGUCCAUCUGGUCACGCAAUGGGCUCAUCGUGUGUCUGGUAUGUCAUGGUAACGGCUGCCCUGAGCCACACUGUCAGUCGGAUGGAUAAGUCAUCUACCACUCUGCACAGACUGACCUGGUCAUUUCUUUGGAGUCUUUUUUGGUUGAUUCAAAUCAGUGUCUGCAUCUCCAGAGUAUUCAUAGCAACACAUUUUCCUCAUCAAGUUAUUCUCGGAGUAAUUGGUGGUAUGCUUGUGGCAGAGGCCUUUGAACACACUCCAGGCAUCCAAACGGCCAGCCUGAGCACAUACCUGAAGACCAACCUCUUCCUCUUCCUGUUUGCACUUGGCUUUUACCUGCUUCUCAGACUGCUUGACAUUGACCUGCUGUGGUCUGUGCCCAUCGCCAAGAAGUGGUGUGCCAACCCCGACUGGAUCCACAUUGACACUACACCUUUUGCUGGACUCGUGAGAAACCUCGGGGUCCUCUUUGGCUUGGGCUUUGCAAUCAACUCAGAGAUGUUCCUCAGGAGCUGCCGAGGGGAAAAUGGCUAUAAGCUGAGCUUCCGGCUGCUCUGUGUCGUGGCCUCGUUGACCACACUACAGCUCUACCAUUUCAUCAAGAUCCCCACUCACGCAGAGCAUUUAUUUUACGUGCUGUCUUUCUGUAAAAGUGCAUCCAUCCCCCUGACUGUGGUUGCUCUCAUUCCUUACUGUAUUCAUGUGCUAAUGAAUCCAAGCGAAAAGAAGAUUAACUAGAGUUGCGCAGAGUUAGUGCUCUAUG
Messenger RNA from Miniopterus natalensis, 1183 nucleotides. It is a transcript of the gene G6PC2, whose product is annotated as glucose-6-phosphatase catalytic subunit 2. Gene Ontology annotation, cellular component: membrane. The record is from RefSeq and is a predicted model, not a curated record. Gene Ontology annotation, biological process: gluconeogenesis; glucose 6-phosphate metabolic process. Gene Ontology annotation, molecular function: glucose-6-phosphatase activity. Lineage: Eukaryota; Metazoa; Chordata; Mammalia; Chiroptera; Miniopteridae.